AGCCGAAAGGGGCGCGGGGGUGCUGGCAGCCGCCGCCAUCGCAGCCCGCAUGGGGCGGGCGCGGCCGGGUCGCGGCGCUGCCUGAGCGGGGCCGGCGGGCUGCUCUACCGGGGGCGCCCCUGAGAGGGCGGGGAGCCGCGGCGCCAUGCAGUGCGCGGACCCCGCGGCGGCCAUGAAGGGGUCGGAGGGCGAGGGCAAGCCGGAGCAGCCGCCGCCGCCACCGGCGGGGCAGAGCGGCGGCGGCAAGAGCGGAGGCGGCCGCGGCGCCAAGGGCUGGCAGUACAGUGAUCACAUGGAAAAUAUUUAUGGCUACUUAAUGAAAUAUACGAAUCUUGUCACUGGUUGGCAAUAUCGAUUUUUUGUUUUAAACAAUGAUGCUGGUCUGCUGGAGUACUUUGUGAACGAGCAGUCUAGACAUCUAAAGCCCAGGGGUACCCUGCAGCUAGCUGGAGCUGUAAUUUCACCCAGUGAUGAAGACUCUCAUACAUUUACAGUCAACGCUGCCAGCGGGGAGCAGUAUAAACUCAGAGCUACUGAUGCUAAAGAACGUCAACACUGGGUUAGCAGACUUCAGAUAUGCACACAGCAUCACACGGAAGCUAUCGGAAAGAACAAUCCUCCUCUGAAAUCUCGCAGCUUCUCUCUUGCAUCCCAAGGAAGUGCCAACUCUCCUGGUGUGCAAAGAAGACCGAGUCAAAAUGCAGUUUCCUUUUUCAGUGUUGGACAUCAUAGAUUGCCAACUGGAAAAAGAGUUCCUAUUAUGCAGCCAGAUCACCUUGUAGAUGUUAGAGAGAUGAUGUCUCAGGCUGAGGGCCAGCAGAGAGACUUGAUCAGGAGCAUAGAAUGCCUUCCCGUCUCUGGUCACCUUACAUCCUUGGAUCAAGACCUGUUAAUGCUCAAAGCAACUUCCAUGGCAACUAUGAACUGCUUAAAUGACUGUUUCCAUAUUCUCCAGUUACAACAUGCUUCUCAACAAAAGGGAUCCUUACCAGCAGGAACAACGAUCAGUUGGUUGGAACCGAAGAUAUCUCUGGCAAACCACUUCAAAAAUGGAGCAGCUCAGAAUUUCCCAGCAGAGAUAAACAAGCCAGCAUCUGUCAGAGAAGAGCAGUCCACUGCAGAGCCCUGCCAGCUAACAAGGGAACCUGAAGAAAUAAAUCCCGAUGAGGAGCUGGAAGAUAUCUGUGAUAAUAAAGAAGAUGACCUAGGAGCUGUAGAAGAACAGCGUAGUGUUAUCCUGCAUCUCUUGUCUCAGCUGAAACUUGGCAUGGACUUAACAAGAGUGGUUCUUCCCACUUUUAUUUUAGAGAAGCGAUCGUUGUUGGAGAUGUAUGCGGACUUCAUGUCCCAUCCAGAUCUCUUCAUUGCAAUCACAAAUGGCACUACCCCUGAGGAGAGGAUGAUCCGCUUUGUUGAGUAUUAUCUCACUUCGUUUCAUGAAGGUCGCAAAGGAGCUAUUGCAAAGAAACCAUACAAUCCAAUCAUUGGCGAGACGUUUCACUGCUCCUGGAGGAUGCCAAAAAGCAAUGUAGCCACUGAUGCUGGCAGUAAUUUCUCUGCUCAGUCCCCCUCAGAGCAAGUAACUCUGUCUAAAGAUAUGGAGGGCCAAACAGAGCUGGACUACUAUACAGUAAAAUUUGUAGCUGAGCAAGUGUCCCACCAUCCUCCUGUCUCAGGGUUUUAUGCUGAAUGUGUAGAGAGAAAGAUGUGUGUUAAUGCCCACGUCUGGACAAAAAGUAAAUUCUUAGGAAUGUCAAUAGGAGUGACGAUGAUUGGUGAGGGUCUCUUAAGUCUCCUGGAACAUGGGGAAGAAUACACGUUCUCUUUGCCCUGUGCAUACGCUCGGUCAAUUUUAACUGUUCCCUGGGUAGAACUGGGAGGAAAAGUCAACAUUAACUGUGUGAAGACUGGGUAUUCUGCAAGUAUUAACUUUCACACCAAGCCCUUCUAUGGUGGAAAAUUGCAUCGGGUCACAGGUGAAGUGAAGCAGAACACAACAAACACAGUGGUGUGCAGAGUGCAAGGGGAAUGGAACAGUGUGCUUGAGUUCACCUACAGCAACGGGGAGACAAAAUAUGUGGACUUGACAAAGUUGUCGGUGACAAGAAAACGAGUCCGGCCCCUUGAGAAACAAGGACCAUUUGAAUCUAGGAAGCUGUGGCAGCACGUAACAGAGUCUCUGCGGGAUGGAGACAUUGAUAAGGCUACAGAGCACAAGCGAGCCCUUGAAGAGCGACAGAGGAAUGAAGAGAGGCUUCGUGCUGAAACAGAAACACCCUGGUGUACUAAAUACUUCCUUAAAGAAGGAGAUGGCUGGGUUUAUCAUAAACCCCUCUGGAAAACAGUCUCUGCUGCACAAACUCAGCAAACGGACAUUAAUUAGAAAAGCUGCUUUAAGAUGAGUUUUCUGAUGUUCCUCUCCUUUUCCUCUUGUCUCUCAAAACACAGUAAUCACACAGAGUGUUCCCUUUUUAUGUAAUUGUGAAAGUUUAAAUGAGCAUAAAGAAAUAAAUAUACUAGGGCACUUUAAAGGUAUUAAAGAAGAAAAAGGUAAAAUAAUAUUGAAGCUGUAGAGACAAACCAGGUACAUUCUUGUUUUUUGUAUCAUCCAAGAGAUUUUAUCUGAAUUGUAUAAGAUUCUUCUAAGUAGAUCUGACUGCAAAAGCUGCCUCAGAGGAGAAGGAGAUGUUGGAUUUUGGAGUGACAUGGGAACUUUUUUCAGACUCUGCAUCAAGCUCUUUAAUAACCGAAACCUGCUCUAUAUAUAGACAACAGCAACAAAAGAAUUGCUGCUUUUAUGCCCAGUGAUUAACCUUUUUGGUGAAAACUGAAGGGGUAUUUGGAAGAUGUGCCUGAAAUCAGUGUUAAGAAACAACUGGAUUGUGAUGACUUUUUUUUUCCUCAGAGAAAACAUGUGCAUGCAUUGGAGGAACAUGGGAUAUAUGUAGAGACUCCCUUUCUUUUUUAUGGAUUUAUAAAAACAAUUAGAAUUGUAACCAUGGAGAAAUUUUUCCUCUGAAACAUUUUAAUAUACUUGAAAUAAUUGACUUGAAUUGGAAAAGUAAUUUGAACACUUUUCAACUCCUAAUUUUAUUAAAUCUCUUCGGGCGACUUUGGUUUUUCUCAUAAUAUAAUGUAAUGAAGUUUGGCCUUUUUUUUUCCUCCUCCACCUUCCCUUCCUGAGGACUAAGGCUUUCAAAAUGAACAGAAAACUUAGUUUUGUAUUUCAGUGUCUCUGCCCAUCUAAUCAUCUCGGAGAUGAAGUAUCAGUGUUACAAACUGUGCUUUGGAUUGUUUUGUUUUUUUCUCCUGUGGUGUUAUUCAGAAGAAAACAGUGAAAUGUGACCUGUGAAUACAUGGAUGUAGGUCCUGGCUUUUUAUCUUACCAUAAAAAAAAAAAGCUGAUUAUGCUGAGGACUGGGUGUUGGCUUGAAACAAUCAGACAUCAGGAAACUGUAUUCAGGUACAAGCAUCCUUUUUUUUUUCUAUAAAUAUUUUAUUGAAGUCUAAGAAUUGCUGGCAAUUAAGAAUAGUACUUACUAUGGCUUUCGUUAUUGUUGUAACUACAAGCUACCUUAAUUUUUCCAACAGUGGUGCCUUAAUCUGUCUUUUUCUUCUGAUGUAGUCUUCCAGUAAGUGUAUAUAACGCUAUCUGCUGCUUCUCAGCAAUGGCCGCACCUGAUGCAGCAUCAUGAGAACUCACAAAUGUGUUAUCUGGUAAGGUCAUGGAGAAGAUACAAGAAUGCAUCAGAAGGUUUAAAUAACCCUGUUUAACUUUCCACACAAACUGCAAAUUGUGCAAAAAAGGAGUUGGGUUUAUGCACAACUAUUUGGAUCCUCUUGUACAUUUAUUUUCUGUAAAAUGCACUGAGAUCUCAAUGCGAGUCAUAGUCCGUUUGUGAGAAGUGGGGGUGGGGGUAAUAAAACUAUGAAACGA
Messenger RNA from Pezoporus occidentalis (night parrot), 3937 nucleotides. It is a transcript of the gene OSBPL11, whose product is annotated as oxysterol binding protein like 11. The record is from RefSeq and is a predicted model, not a curated record. Bases 146 to 2383 code for a protein of 745 amino acids. The transcript is spliced from 14 exons. Gene Ontology annotation, cellular component: intracellular membrane-bounded organelle; cytosol; membrane. Gene Ontology annotation, molecular function: sterol binding. Lineage: Eukaryota; Metazoa; Chordata; Aves; Psittaciformes; Psittacidae.